GGCUGCUGAGCUUAGCUGUGGGCUGAGGUUAACCCUCGUCAGCCUCCAUCCCCAGCGGGAACAUGGGAUUACAAAGCGGCUGCUAACCCGCUCCGGGCUGCAGCGUCCCGGCGGGCGGAGCCGCUUGUGCAAGCAGGGCCAACAAGCCGGAAAUGUCUGACAAGAUGUCAAGCUUCCUUCAUAUUGGAGACAUUUGCUCUCUAUAUGCAGAGGGCUCAACAAAUGGAUUUAUCAGCACCUUGGGCCUUGUGGACGAUAGAUGUGUUGUGCAGCCGGAAGCAGGUGAUCUUAAUAACCCACCCAAAAAAUUCAGAGAUUGCCUGUUUAAGCUAUGCCCUAUGAACCGGUACUCGGCACAGAAGCAGUUCUGGAAAGCAGCAAAACCAGGAGCUAACAGCACUACAGAUGCAGUGUUACUCAAUAAACUACAUCAUGCAGCAGAUUUGGAGAAGAAACAAAAUGAGACUGAAAACAGGAAACUGCUGGGAACGGUUAUCCAGUAUGGCAAUGUUAUCCAGCUGCUGCACUUAAAAAGUAACAAAUACUUGACAGUAAAUAAGAGGCUUCCAGCUCUGCUAGAGAAGAAUGCUAUGAGGGUAACCCUGGAUGAAGCUGGAAAUGAGGGUUCCUGGUUCUAUAUUCAGCCUUUCUACAAACUACGUUCCAUAGGAGACAGUGUUGUCAUUGGAGACAAGGUGGUCCUGAAUCCUGUUAAUGCUGGCCAGCCCCUUCAUGCCAGUAGUCACCAACUGGUUGAUAAUCCUGGGUGCAAUGAGGUCAACUCUGUGAACUGCAACACGAGCUGGAAAAUAGUCCUUUUCAUGAAAUGGAGCGAUAACAAAGAUGAUAUUUUAAAAGGGGGAGAUGUGGUAAGGUUGUUUCAUGCGGAGCAGGAGAAGUUUCUGACUUGCGAUGAGCACAGAAAGAAGCAGCAUGUCUUCCUGAGAACUACGGGGAGACAGUCGGCCACUUCUGCAACUAGUUCAAAAGCACUGUGGGAAGUCGAGGUGGUGCAACAUGACCCUUGUCGAGGUGGUGCAGGAUAUUGGAAUAGCCUUUUCCGGUUCAAACAUCUUGCUACUGGACACUACUUAGCAGCAGAGACAGAUCCUGACCAGGAUGCAUCCAGAAGAGGGUUGAAUAAUGCUCAGGAGAAGAUGGCUUACUCUUUGGUGUCUGUACCUGAAGGAAACGAUAUCUCCUCGAUCUUUGAACUGGACCCCACCACUUUGCGAGGGGGAGAUAGCCUUGUCCCGAGGAACUCCUAUGUCAGGCUUAGACACCUGUGUACUAACACCUGGGUUCAUAGCACCAAUAUCCCAAUUGAUAAAGAAGAAGAGAAACCUGUGAUGCUUAAAAUUGGUACCUCUCCAGUAAAAGAGGACAAAGAAGCUUUUGCUAUAGUACCAGUUUCUCCUGCAGAAGUUCGGGACUUGGACUUUGCCAACGAUGCAAGCAAGGUGUUGGGUUCCAUUGCUGGCAAGUUGGAAAAGGGAACGAUCACCCAGAACGAAAGAAGGUCUGUUACCAAGCUGCUGGAGGAUUUGGUUUACUUUGUUACCGGUGGAACUAAUUCUGGGCAAGAUGUGCUUGAAGUGGUAUUUUCUAAACCAAAUCGUGAGCGGCAAAAGCUGAUGAGAGAGCAAAAUAUCCUAAAGCAGAUUUUCAAGCUGUUACAAGCACCGUUUACAGACUGUGGAGAUGGGCCAAUGCUGAGGCUGGAGGAGCUUGGGGACCAGCGUCAUGCUCCUUUCAGACACAUUUGCCGGCUGUGCUACAGGGUGCUGAGGCACUCGCAGCAAGAUUACAGAAAGAAUCAGGAAUACAUAGCCAAGCAGUUCGGCUUCAUGCAGAAACAAAUUGGUUAUGACGUUUUGGCGGAAGAUACUAUUACAGCGUUGCUUCAUAACAAUCGCAAGCUGCUGGAGAAGCACAUUACGGCUGCUGAGAUUGAUACUUUUGUUAGUCUUGUGAGGAAAAACAGGGAGCCCAGGUUUUUGGAUUAUCUCUCAGAUUUGUGUGUUUCCAUGAACAAGUCUAUUCCAGUGACACAGGAACUGAUUUGUAAAGCUGUGUUGAAUCCAGCCAAUGCAGACAUACUCAUUGAGACAAAGUUGGUUCUUUCUCGGUUUGAGUUUGAAGAGGUAUCAAGUGGAGAAAACACCUUAGAAGUUGGAGAAGAUGAGGAAGAAGUUUGGCUAUUCUGGCGAGACAGCAACAAGGAAAUCCGCAGUAAGAGUGUCAGAGAGUUGGCUCAGGAUGCUAAGGAAGGGCAGAAGGAAGAUCGGGAUAUACUCAGCUAUUACAGGUACCAGCUUAAUCUUUUUGCUAGAAUGUGCCUUGAUCGACAGUAUUUGGCCAUAAAUGAAAUAUCUGGCCAGUUGGAUGUGGAUCUCAUUCUUCGUUGUAUGUCUGACGAAAACCUACCGUAUGAUCUGAGAGCAUCGUUCUGCCGGCUGAUGCUGCAUAUGCACGUUGACCGUGAUCCCCAAGAACAAGUAACGCCAGUGAAGUAUGCUCGUCUGUGGUCUGAGAUACCUUCUGAAAUUGCUAUCGAUGACUAUGACAGCAGUGGAACUUCCAAAGAUGAAAUUAAGGAGAGAUUUGCACAAACCAUGGAAUUUGUGGAGGAGUAUUUAAGAGAUGUGGUGUGUCAGAGGUUCCCUUUCUCUGAUAAAGAGAAAAACAAACUCACUUUUGAGGUUGUGAACUUAGCCAGAAACCUGAUAUAUUUUGGUUUCUACAACUUCUGUGACCUCCUAAGACUAACCAAAAUCCUCCUGGCUAUAUUAGACUGUGUGCAUAUUGCCACUAUCUUCCCCAUUACCAAAAUGGCAAAAGGAGAAGAAAGUAAAGGGAGCAAUGUGAUGAGAUCAAUUCAUGGGGUUGGUGAGCUGAUGACCCAGGUUGUACUCAGAGGUGGUGGAUUCUUGCCCCUUACUCCACUUGCUACUGCUCCUGAGGGUAAUGUCAAACAGAGUGAACCAGAGAAAGAAGAUAUCCUGGUAAUGGACACCAAGCUGAAAAUCAUCGAAAUACUUCAGUUUAUUUUGAAUGUGAGGUUGGAUUACAGAAUCUCGUGCCUACUGUGUAUAUUUAAACGCGAGUUCGAUGAAAGCAAUGCACAGACCUCUGAAUCACCUACUGGAAGCAGUAACCAAGAGGCCCCAACUAACGUACCAGGAGCCCUAGACUUUGAACAUAUUGAAGAACAAGCUGAAGGGAUCUUUGGCGGAAGUGACGAGAACACCCCAUUAGAUUUGGAUGAUCAUGGCGGCAGGACUUUCCUUAGAGUUUUGCUCCACUUAACCAUGCACGAUUACCCUCCACUGGUAUCUGGGGCACUUCAGCUAUUAUUCAGGCAUUUUAGUCAGAGACAAGAAGUUCUUCAAGCAUUUAAACAGGUUCAACUGCUUGUUACCAGCCAAGAUGUUGACAACUACAAGCAGAUAAAACAAGAUUUGGACCAACUGAGGUCUAUUGUGGAAAAAUCAGAACUUUGGGUUUACAAAGGCCAGGGUCCUGAUGAGACACUGGAUGGAGCACCAGGUGAAAAUGAACACAAGAAAAAGGAGGAAGGCCACAGCAAGUCACAAAAACAUGAAAGUACUAGCAGCUAUAAUUACCGGGUGGUGAAGGAGAUUUUGCUUCGGCUUAGUAAGCUCUGUGUUCAGGAAAGUGCUUCGGUCAGGAAAAACCGGAAGCAGCAGCAGAGAUUGCUGCGGAACAUGGGAGCUCACACUGUGGUUCUGGAGCUGCUGCAGAUUCCAUAUGAGAAGGCGGAAGAUACAAGGAUGCAGGAGAUAAUGAAACUUGCACAUGCGUUUUUACAGAAUUUUUGUGCUGGGAACCAACAGAACCAAGCAUUGCUGCACAAGCACAUAAACCUGUUCCUUAACCCAGGGAUCCUGGAGGCAGUAACAAUGCAACAUAUUUUCAUGAACAAUUUCCAGCUUUGCAGUGAGAUUAAUGAGCGUGUCGUUCAGCACUUUGUCCACUGUAUUGAAACUCAUGGCAGAAAUGUCCAGUACAUCAAGUUCCUGCAGACAAUUGUGAAGGCAGAAGGAAAGUUCAUUAAGAAGUGCCAAGAUAUGGUUAUGGCUGAGCUAGUCAAUGCGGGAGAAGAUGUCCUUGUGUUCUACAAUGACAGAGCAUCUUUCCAGACCUUGGUCCAAAUGAUGAGAUCGGAGCGGGACAGGAUGGAUGAAAACAGCCCUCUGAUGUACCAUAUCCAUUUAGUAGAGCUGCUUGCUGUAUGCACAGAGGGCAAAAAUGUCUACACAGAAAUUAAGUGCAACUCCCUCCUCCCAUUAGAUGACAUUGUUAGAGUAGUAACUCAUGAGGAUUGCAUACCCGAGGUUAAAAUUGCCUAUAUCAACUUCCUAAAUCAUUGCUAUGUGGACACAGAAGUGGAAAUGAAAGAGAUUUACACCAGUAAUCACAUGUGGAAACUAUUUGAGAACUUCCUGGUUGACAUCUGUCGGACAUGUAACAACACCAGUGACCGAAAGCACGCUGACUCCAUCCUGGAGAAGUAUGUCACAGAAAUUGUGAUGAGUAUAGUCACCACCUUCUUCAGCUCCCCGUUCUCUGAUCAGAGCACCACUCUGCAGACUCGCCAGCCUGUGUUUGUACAACUGUUGCAAGGCGUGUUCAGGGUAUACCACUGCAACUGGCUAAUGCCAAGCCAAAAAGCGUCGGUGGAGAGCUGCAUUAGGGUGCUCUCUGAUGUAGCGAAAAGUCGAGCAAUUGCAAUACCUGUGGAUUUGGACAGCCAGGUCAACAACCUCUUCCUAAAAUCACACAACAUAGUACAGAAAACUGCAAUGAACUGGAGAAUGACUGCAAGGAAUGCUGCCCGUAGAGACUCAGUGCUUGCUGCUUCCAGAGACUAUCGAAACAUCAUUGAAAGGUUGCAGGAUAUAGUAUCAGCAUUGGAAGAUCGCUUACGCCCCCUAGUGCAGGCUGAAUUGUCAGUGCUGGUAGAUGUUCUUCAUAGGCCAGAGCUGCUCUUCCCAGAGAACACAGAUGCAAGGAGAAAAUGUGAAAGUGGAGGCUUCAUUUGCAAGUUAAUAAAACACACUAAACAGCUGCUGGAGGAGAAUGAGGAGAAACUAUGUAUUAAAGUAUUACAGACACUCAGGGAAAUGAUGACCAAAGAUAGAGGCUAUGGAGAGAAGGGUGAAGCACUCAGGCAAGUUUUGGUCAACCGUUACUAUGGCAACGUCAGACCGGCAGGAAGAAGAGAGAGCCUUACAAGCUUUGGCAAUGGCCCGUUGUCUCCUGGAGGCACUUGCAAAGCUGGGGGAGGAGGAGGAAGCUCCGGAUCCAGUUCAAUGAGUCGAGGUGAAAUGAGUUUGGCCGAUGUCCAGUGUCAUCUGGAUAAAGAAGGUGCAUCCAACCUCGUCAUAGACCUCAUCAUGAAUGCCACCAGUGAUAGAGUUUUUCAUGAAAGUAUUCUGCUAGCCAUUGCCCUUCUGGAAGGUGGCAACACUACUAUACAGCAUUCGUUCUUCUGCCGACUAACAGAAGAUAAGAAAUCUGAAAAGUUCUUUAAGGUUUUCUAUGACCGCAUGAAGGUGGCACAACAAGAAAUCAAGGCUACAGUCACAGUAAACACCAGUGACUUGGGAAAUAAAAAGAAAGAUGAGGACUCAGACAGAGAUGCACCAGUUAGGAAAAGAGUGAAAGAGCCCACAACACAAAUUACAGAGGAAGUCCGGGAUCAGUUGCUAGAGGCCUCUGCUGCUACAAGAAAGGCUUAUAAUACGUACAGGAGGGAAGCUGAUCCUGAUGACCAUUAUUCAGCUGCGGAUGGACCACAAUCUGCACCAGACAAGAACAAAGAUGACUUGGAGAUGAGCGCUGUGAUUACAAUAAUGCAGCCCAUUCUCCGUUUCUUACAGCUGCUCUGUGAAAACCACAACCGGGAUCUACAGAACUUCCUACGCUGUCAAAACAACAAAACUAACUAUAACUUGGUGUGUGAGACACUGCAGUUUCUGGACUGUAUCUGUGGAAGCACGACUGGAGGACUUGGGCUUCUUGGUCUGUAUAUAAAUGAGAAAAAUGUAGCACUGAUCAACCAGACACUGGAAAGUUUGACCGAGUACUGUCAGGGACCGUGCCAUGAAAACCAGAACUGCAUUGCUACUCAUGAAUCCAACGGUAUUGAUAUCAUCACAGCAUUAAUUCUCAAUGACAUCAACCCUUUGGGGAAAAAGAGGAUGGACCUUGUAUUAGAACUGAAGAACAAUGCCUCCAAAUUGCUGUUGGCAAUCAUGGAGAGCAGGCAUGACAGCGAAAACGCGGAGAGAAUACUUUACAAUAUGAGACCAAAAGAACUGGUGGAAGUGAUAAAGAAGGCAUAUAUGCAAGGUGAGGUAGAGUUUGAGGAUGGAGAGAAUGGUGAAGAUCUUGCAGCAUCUCCUAGGAACGUGGGGCACAACAUUUACAUACUAGCUCAUCAGCUGGCUCGUCAUAACAAAGAGCUGCAGAACAUGCUGAAGCCUGGAGGUCAGAUAGAAGGAGACGAAGCUCUGGAGUUCUAUGCCAAGCACACAGCACAGAUUGAGAUUGUUAGAUUGGACCGUACAAUGGAGCAAAUAGUCUUCCCUGUGCCAAGUAUAUGUGAAUUCCUCACCAAGGAAUCUAAACUACGGAUAUACUACACCACAGAAAGAGAUGAACAGGGCAGUAAGAUCAAUGAUUUCUUCUUGAGAUCAGAAGACCUCUUCAAUGAAAUGAACUGGCAAAAGAAAUUGAGAGCUCAACCUGUAUUGUACUGGUGCUCUCGCAACAUGUCGUUCUGGAGCAGUAUUUCGUUUAACCUUGCGGUCCUUAUGAAUCUACUCGUAGCAUUUUUCUAUCCAUUCAAAGGAGUCCGAGGAGGUACACUAGAGCCCCACUUGUCGGGCUUACUCUGGACAGCUAUGCUGAUAUCUUUGGCCAUAGUUAUAGCUCUUCCUAAGCCCCAUGGUAUCCGAGCUUUAAUAGCUUCUACGAUAUUACGACUAAUAUUUUCAGUGGGUUUGCAGCCUACUUUAUUUCUUCUGGGUGCAUUCAAUGUUUGUAAUAAAAUAAUUUUCCUGAUGAGUUUUGUGGGUAACUGUGGAACAUUCACUCGAGGAUACAAGGCAAUGAUCCUGGAUGUGGAAUUCCUUUAUCAUUUGCUAUACCUUCUUAUUUGUGCUAUGGGGCUCUUCGUACAUGAAUUUUUCUAUAGUUUGUUGCUUUUUGACUUGGUGUACAGAGAAGAGACCUUGCUGAAUGUCAUUAAAAGUGUCACUCGCAAUGGACGUUCCAUCAUCCUGACUGCUGUUCUUGCUCUUAUCUUGGUUUACCUGUUCUCGAUAGUGGGGUACCUGUUCUUCAAAGAUGACUUUAUCCUGGAAGUAGAUAAGCUGCCUAAUGAAACAUUAUUGCCAGACCAUACAGAAGCUGGUGAUACCAUGACUGGUGAGUUCCUGUAUUCAGAUGUAUGUAGAGCAGGUAAUGGAGAAAAUUGUUCUUCAGUCAUUCCUUCAGAAGAGCUGAUACCUAAAGAAGAAAUUGAGGAAGAGGAUAAAGAGCAUACAUGCGAGACAUUGCUGAUGUGCAUUGUUACUGUACUGAGUCAUGGGCUCAGGAGUGGGGGUGGAGUAGGAGAUGUGCUCAGGAAACCAUCCAAAGAGGAACCACUCUUUGCUGCUAGAGUGAUAUACGAUCUCCUGUUCUUCUUCAUGGUGAUCAUUAUUGUCCUUAAUCUGAUUUUUGGUGUUAUCAUUGACACUUUUGCUGAUUUAAGGAGUGAAAAGCAGAAGAAAGAAGAAAUUUUAAAAACAACUUGCUUUAUUUGUGGUUUGGAAAGAGACAAGUUUGAUAACAAGACAGUCACGUUUGAAGAGCAUAUUAAAGAAGAGCACAAUAUGUGGCACUACUUGUGCUUUAUCGUGUUAGUAAAAGUAAAAGAUUCAACAGAGUAUACUGGACCAGAAAGUUACGUGGCAGAAAUGAUCAAGGAAAGAAACCUUGAUUGGUUCCCUAGGAUGCGCGCCAUGUCUCUUGUAAGCAGCGAUUCUGAAGGAGAACAGAAUGAACUCAGGAACUUGCAGGAAAAGCUAGAAUCUACCAUGAAGCUGGUCACCAACCUCUCUGGCCAGCUGUCAGAGCUUAAAGAUCAGAUGACAGAACAGAGGAAGCAGAAACAGCGUAUUGGUCUCCUAGGACAUCCUCCUCCCGUGAAUGUGAACCCACAGCAACCAGCAUAAAUCAAAAGGGUCGCAUAUCCCUCUCAAAACAACAUGAAUAAUGCUAAACAAGAGUUCAGAUUCAACCACUAAGGCUGCUUCUAUGUAUGAUUAGUUCAUUUUGUAAAUACCCUGUUUUUAUAUGUAUGUAUAUGACUGCUACUAUAAAAAUCUGGGCAUAUGUAUUGUAAUUAGAUCUUGUUGGCAUGUGAUGGGGGGUAAUACUUGUGCCAAAAGUAUGAAAUUGCCUUUUAUUGGAAGGACCAUAGAGACCCCUUGAAUUGCACUUGAAAAGGAUUGACUAAAAAGUAUGUGACUUGUAUUUUGUAUUUAAAAAUGAGAAUAGCUAGUAUUUAUGUUUUUAUACAAUUGUGCAAUAUUAAAUAUGCAAUCACAAUAUACUGGUAACUCCUGAACAUCCUAAAGGGAGUGCACAUCUUUGAAUCUGGUGUGUUAGUACAAUGUAAUAAAUAGUUUAAAAUUA
This is a messenger RNA of Mauremys mutica (yellowpond turtle), 8712 nucleotides long. It is a transcript of the gene ITPR1, whose product is annotated as inositol 1,4,5-trisphosphate receptor type 1. Gene Ontology annotation, biological process: calcium ion transmembrane transport. Gene Ontology annotation, molecular function: inositol 1,4,5 trisphosphate binding; inositol 1,4,5-trisphosphate-gated calcium channel activity. Bases 153 to 8249 code for a protein of 2698 amino acids. The record is from RefSeq and is a predicted model, not a curated record. NCBI's taxonomy places the organism in Eukaryota, Metazoa, Chordata, Testudines, Geoemydidae. Gene Ontology annotation, cellular component: endoplasmic reticulum; membrane. The transcript is spliced from 57 exons.